AUGACUACUUUAAUUUCUGCUGAAAUCCUACAACAUACCAACCUCGAGAGAGUUUCAGGGUAAGAUCAUAAUUACUUGAGUUAUCAUCUAAGAAAUAGCCAAUCUCAUCAGUUGUAAGAGAAUUCAGGCCAAGAUAUUCAGAUCAAUGACUCUUUUCCAGAAUACUCACCUAACAGUGUUGAAGUUCUUGAAGCUCCUCCUCUAGAUAUUUAAAAUGAUUUUCAAUUGCCUAUUCAAAACACAUCUAACUAAACUGAUUAUGAUCAAUGUGAUAAUUAUCUUCAAAAAUAAGGCUAAUCUCUUCAACUAAUUGACCCUUUUAUAUAGCCCAUUAGCGGAUUUGUCCAAUAGUAGCAAUAUUAAAAUUUAGAAUAAACUCAACCUAAACUCACCUAUGAUUUAAAUUAGAUUCAAGAUAUUUUGCUUAAGAAUCCAGAAUUUCUUAGUAAAAUUAUGCUCCAAUGCUAGGCUAAGGAAGAAUCUACCAUGCUGAGAGUGGAACAGCCUAUGUCAUUUAUGAGUUUUAAUAUAGAUUCCUAGAAAUACUUCCAUGAACAAUCUAGUCUUCACAAUAUGAAAGAUGUAAGAUCAACAAUGUCUUCUUAGAUUAGCUCUUAAAAAACUGACGAAACAUAGUAUGUCUUCGACCCUAAUAAAUUGAUCUAUAAGAGUGAUAUUCCAGAGGAAGAAUAGUUGACUAACUUCCAUGAACAAAUGAGACAUAGCAAACUUGAUAAAUAUGCAGCAAAAUAUGAUUUGUGCAGUCUUCAUCCUAAAAUGAAGAAGAAUCAUUUGUGUUCAGAGACUCAAGAACAUCUUUGUGAUACAUGUAUCAUUACUGACGUCCAUAAAGAUCAUACAACUGCUCCACUAUCAAAGAUUGCACUUGAGAUUCAUAAAUAAUUUAACUCUCACUUCUCAUAAUUUGAGGGGUCUUUGAAUGCUAUUGAGAGAAUUGAUGCCAAGAAUUGGAAAGUUAAAUUGAGAUAGAACUAUCUACGAUUAUUUGAUGAUUUGUAUGGAUCAUUAGAUAAAAUAAAAAAUCAGAAACUAAGAGAGAUUAAUAAUAUAUUUGCAUAGAUAGAUGUAAAAGAUGUGAACUAAAAACUUAAUGAAAUGCAAGUUUCUCAUGAUGUGGCAUUAAACUACUCAAGUCUUGUAAAUGGAAUGUUUGAUUAGAAUUAGUAUAGCGCUAUAACCAAAAGAUAAGACCAAUUCAAUCUUCUAGGCUAAUCUUUGAACUAAUUGACUGUUGAUUGCAAUGGACUUUUGGAUCUAGCAUAGAACAAAAGAAGAAAACUUGAUAAUAUGCAAGAAUAGAUCUAAAAGUUAGUGAGCAAUAUCAAAUAUGAAACUGAGUCAAAAUUGCAAGUAAUUGUGGAUGAGUAGAUAAGUAUUGAGAGUGAGAUUGAUCUUGAGAAGCUUGAGCAAUAGAAUAUUAAGGAAAGUUUAGAGGCUAAAAAGAAGAGAGAAGCUAGAAAUGGAUUUUACUAUUUCCUUAAAGAGUAAUCUCCCAAGAUUUCCUAAGCUAUGCCCCAAAUGAAACAGAUUGAAAUUAUUGCUUAUCUCCAUAGUAAAUGGUAAUCUCUGAAUGAGGAGCAAAAACUCACAUAUGAAAUGCUUUCAAAUGAACACGAGAAAGUACUAGAGAAUGCUACAAAAAAAACUAGAUGCUAAAGCAUAGUAGUUGAUAAUGUUGAAAUGAAGGAUGAGAGUGAAAAACCCUGCAAAAAUAAGAGAAAAUCCUCAAAGACAGAUAGUGAUGCAGAAGAACUAGUAAGUAAUGUGAAAUCAGCUUAAAUAUUUGCAGCCAAAGCAGAUGAAGUAGAGAAAAAUAAGAGUAUUCUUAGAAAGAGGAAGCUGGAAGACAGAGUUGCCUCUGAAAUUGAAUUAAACACCUAUACAAAUGAAGGUUCUAAUGAUGAGGACUAGUUUUGUGAUGAGGUGAAUUAGACUAGCAAGGAUGAAAGAGAAAAUAAAGUAUCUUCAAAUGAGAAAAGAGGAAGACAUAAAAAGAUUAGUGCAUAAGAAGAAAAGAAAAAAAGAGUAGCUCAAAAGUAGCAAUUAACAACAAGAGGUGGAAAAUCAAGUAGCAAAAAUUGA
Messenger RNA from Stylonychia lemnae, 2103 nucleotides. The record is from the annotation of a GenBank genome assembly. NCBI's taxonomy places the organism in Eukaryota, Ciliophora, Spirotrichea, Sporadotrichida, Oxytrichidae.